Molecule: messenger RNA, 1093 nt
Organism: Lates calcarifer (barramundi perch)
Lineage: Eukaryota; Metazoa; Chordata; Actinopteri; Centropomidae
Product: glucagon-1
Exons: 6
Coding region: 173-712 (179 amino acids)
Biological process (GO): response to starvation
Cellular component (GO): extracellular region
Molecular function (GO): hormone activity; glucagon receptor binding
Source: RefSeq, a predicted model, not a curated record
GUGGACCUGGCAGAGUGGUAAAAUUGGUCCACCUGAGCAGAGUCAUCCUCCUCCACCUCUUACAGUAUAUAAGACCACAAAGUAGGAGAACCCAGUUAGAUACAGACACCAGCAACAAGCAGUGGAACUACCUGCACAGUUCUUUGGAGAGAAAGAAGAAACGGUUAUAACCAUGAAAAGCAUCUACUCCCUGGCUGGCAUCCUUCUGGUCCUCGGCUUCGUCCACAGCAGCUGGCAGGUUCCUCUGCUCGAGGCUGAUGACAGCUCAAGUUUCGAGGCAGACGACACGUUAGUGGCUGAGCCGAGGGAGCUGUCGAACAUGAAGAGACACUCAGAGGGAACUUUCUCAAACGACUACAGCAAAUACCUGGAGGACAGGAAGGCACAGGACUUUGUUCGGUGGCUGAUGAACAACAAGAGGAGUGGAUCUGCAGAAAAGCGCCACGCAGAUGGGACCUUCACCAGUGAUGUGAGCUCUUACCUCAAGAACCAGGCAAUCAAAGACUUUGUUGACAGGCUCAAGUCUGGACAAGUCAGAAGAGAAUCUGAAAAGGACAGGUGGGGUGAAACGCUCAGCAGGAGGCAUGUAGAUGGAAGCUUCACCAGUGACGUCAACAAGGUGCUUGACUCCAUGGCUGCAAAGGAAUAUUUACUCUGGGUCAUGACCUCCAAGCCCUCAGGAGAAAGUAAGAAAAGACAAGUGGACCAAUGAGACUCACACUAAGGGAACCAUCUGUGCACUGUAUACUAAGCCAUACACAGGAGGAACAGAAAGCCAUACUGCUUUGCAUGUUGUAAUGUCACCACUAUAUUUAAAUUUGUAAGUCUUUUUUUUUUUACUUCAUAACUAUAUGUGAUGCAAAGGUACAAAACUACUACUCGUCUGUGGUGUUUGUGGUGCACCAGGGAGAAGAAGUGAAAUUCAGGACAUAUUUUUUCUACAAUUUUAAAUUAUUUUCUAUAUUUAUAAGGUGAAAACAAGAACACAAAAAGUGAAAUCUCAGGUAGAUAGAUAGAUAGACAACACGUGUGGUGUAGUUGGUUUUCAUUGUAUUUUAUCAAUCCGCUCUGCAAAAUAAAGAAUUUCAUUGUG